Messenger RNA from Neopelma chrysocephalum (saffron-crested tyrant-manakin), 1912 nucleotides. It is a transcript of the gene SDF4, whose product is annotated as stromal cell derived factor 4. The record is from RefSeq and is a predicted model, not a curated record. Gene Ontology annotation, biological process: calcium-ion regulated exocytosis. The transcript is spliced from 5 exons. Gene Ontology annotation, molecular function: calcium ion binding. NCBI's taxonomy places the organism in Eukaryota, Metazoa, Chordata, Aves, Passeriformes, Pipridae. Gene Ontology annotation, cellular component: endoplasmic reticulum. The annotation marks the transcript as partial.
AGGAUUUGCCCUUUCUCCAGGGUGGAUAUAAAUAAUGAUAAAAAGAUUGGAGCCAAGGAGAUGCAGCGCUGGAUCAUGGAAAAGACGGAUGAACAUUUCCAGGAGGCCGUGGAAGAGAACAAAAUGCACUUCAGGGCUGUGGACCCCGAUGGGGACGGCCACGUGUCCUGGGAUGAAUAUAAAGUUAAAUUCCUGGCAAGUAAAGGCUUUAAUGAAAAAGAAAUUGCUGAGAAGAUCAAAAACAAUGAAGAGCUGAAAAUAGAUGAAGAAACCCAGGAAGUUUUAGACAACCUGAAGGAUCGGUGGUACCAGGCUGACAACCCCCCUCCUGACCUGCUGUUGAAUGAGGAGGAAUUCCUGUCCUUCCUGCAUCCAGAGCACAGCAGGGGGAUGCUGAAGUUCAUGGUGAAAGAAAUCAUCCGGGAUCUGGAUCAGGAUGGAGAUAAGAAGCUCACCCUCUCCGAGUUCAUUUCCUUACCUGUUGGCACCGUGGAGAACCAGCAGGCUCAGGACAUUGAUGAUGACUGGGUGAAAGACAGGAGGAAGGAGUUUGAGGAGGUCAUUGAUGCCAAUCAUGAUGGGAUUGUCACCAUGGAGGAGCUGGAGGAAUACAUGGAUCCCAUGAACGAGUACAACGCCCUCAACGAGGCCAAGCAGAUGAUUGCAGUGGCAGAUGAGAAUCAAAACCACCACCUGGAGCUGGAGGAGAUCCUGAAAUACAGCGAAUAUUUCACCGGCAGCAAACUCAUGGACUACGCCCGGAACGUCCACGAGGAAUUCUGACCCUGCUCGCUCUUCCCAGAGCUCUGAAGCACUUUCUGGCUUUCAAAAAAAGGGGGAAAAAGGAAUAAAUCCAAGCCCCAAAAACAGACAGAAAGUUCCUUUGCUGCUAAUCUGUGUUCUUUGCCUCCGGUGUGUUGUCCCAGACUUCCGACCUUCCGUCCGUCCACGGGAUCUCGCUGCCUUUGGGGUGAGGGGAAACCAGGCCAGGAAGAGUGGGAAAGGUCCUGGAAUACCUCAGUUCCCCCUGGAUUGGGCAGGAAUUCCAGCUGAAGUUCGGCAAAUCGUAUUUGGGGGAGGCUUCUGAAAUAUUUCACUUGUUGCCCUCGUAGCUGCUGAUCCCUGGGAAUCCCAGAGAACAGGGAGAUGUUGGGUUUUUGGGAAGGGAGUGGCGGUUCCAAGGCAUGUUCUGACCUCCUGGGAAUACCCACGUGAUAUUCCACUCAUCUCCCAGUGGUUUUCUCAGCCUAGUUGGGAAUUUAAUCCAAAUUUUCCCUCCACCACUCGAUUAUCCUUCAGGACUGUGGGGAGGAAUUUGUUUUAAAGGUUCCAGAGAAGCUUUUUUGCAUCUACCUAAAAAUAAACCUGGUUGUAGCAUGACAGGCUUUGUUUUGGCAACUGCCCUGGGGGGAGAUGGGGGAGAAUUCAAAUUAUGGCUUUAAAAAAAAAAAUCAGAUUUUUGCUCUAAAACGAAACCAAGGGGGGAAAGUUUCUGUGUCUUGGCCAGAGAACUCCCUGUUCAGACUGGUAAAAUCAGUUGUCUCUGUGCAAAUUGGAGCUGAAUUGGAGGAAAUUGCUGAAAGGGGGAGAAUUCCAGGCUUUGCUUGGGAGCUGUGAACAUUUGGGAAGCCCUUGGAUCAACCUGGAUCUGGGUAAUCUCUGGGAGCAUCUUGGCUCACAUCCACUCCUGCAAAAAUAGAACAGUUAUUUUUACUCUGGUUCCAUCUUUACUGUAAAAAAAAAAAAAAACCCUCUUUCUGAAGGGUUCCUGCAAGUGAGAUGUUAUAUUUGAUUAAAUUUAUUCUCUUAAUAUAAUGUAAAUAUAAGUGUUGCCAGUUCUGUUUCACUCUUCCUUCUCUUUAAAUUUUUUUUGUUUUAUUAAAUGGCUUGUAUAAGAGUCUUUUUAUAUCCA